CGGCGACAGCGACGUCACAGACAGGAACCCAGCGCAGAGAGGUGGGAGCUUGCAGAAAGGCAGCCGCCUGGUAGGACCUAUAUGAGGUGCCGGAGUGGCUGCGCCUCCCUUCUCCACCUCAGCGAGCACCCAGACUGAUGGCGGUGGUGAUGGCGGCUGUUACUCGGCCGGCCCCAGUGAAACUGAGCUUGGAGAGCGCAAUACCAUAAACCUUGAAUAACAACAUGGGACCUAUAUGAAGUGCCACUAGUGAUCCUGGAAAUGCUCCCAACAAGUAGAGAAAAGUCAUGACAUUACAAGAAAAAGUUGAAUUGCUUGAUAUGUAUUUUAGACUGAGAUCUACAGCUGUGGUUGCCCACCAUUUCAAGAUAGAUGAAUCCAGUGUACGGACCAUUGUAAAAAGGAAGUAAAGGAAAUUUGUGAAGCUAUCGCCAGUGCUUACGCCAGCAGGUUACCUAGACCACUUUGGAUUAAGAAAACUGUAGAAAGUUAAUAACUGCCCCCAGCGAACGUCAGGCGGUGGCGCGUGUCCAUUUUCCACAGAGUCCUGCUAUGCCGGGUGUCUGAGUGCACUGCUCGGGGUCUCUGCUCACGCUCCCUGGAAUCAAUGGCAGCCGAUUUUAGUCCGCAGGUACAUCCAGAAAGUGCCCAGAAGAAACUUCCUGCCAGAAAAACUGAAAAAGCUGUAUUUGUAACACUGGAAUCUUUGGAUAAUUUAUUAAAAUGGCAGAAAACAGUGAAAGUAAUAGUAAAAAUUUAGAUGUCAGGCCCAAAACUAGUCGGAGUAGAAGUGCUGACAGAAAGGACGGUUAUGUGUGGAGUGGAAAGAAGUUAUCUUGGUCAAAAAAGAGUGAAAGUUGUUCAGAUGCUGAAACAAUAAAUGCUAUAGAGAAAACUGAAGUUCCUUUACGGAGCCAAGAAAGAAAGCACAGCUGUUCAUCCAUCGAGUUGGAUUUGGAUCAUUCCUGUGGGCAUAGAUUUUUAGGCCGAUCUCUUAAACAGAAACUGCAAGAUGCUGUGGGGCAGUGUUUCCCAAUAAAGAAUUGUAGUCGGCACUCUUCAGGGCUUCCAUCUAAAAGAAAAAUUCAUAUCAGUGAACUCAUGUUAGAUAAGUGUCCUUUCCCACCUCGAUCAGAUUUAGCCUUUAGGUGGCAUUUUAUUAAACGACACACUGCUCCUAUAAAUCCGAAACCAGAUGAAUUGAUAAGCACAGAUUUGUCUCAGAGUGAAUUGAGGGAUGGUCAGCUAAAACAAAGAAGAAACAUGGAAGAAGAGGUGAACUGUUUCUCACAUCCCAAUGUUCAGCCCUGUGUCAUUACCACCAACAAUGAUUCAUGUAGAGGUGGUCCUAUGACUGGCUCUGUGAUGAACCUGGUUUCAAAUAACAGCAUAGAAGACAGUGAUAUGGAUUCAGAUGAUGAAAUUAUAACACUUUGCACAAGUUCCCGGAAAAGAAACAAACCCAAAUGGGAAAUGGAUGAAGAAUUCCUUCAGUUGGAAACAACUCCUAAGUACCACACCCAGAUUGAUUAUGUCCACUGUCUUGUUCCAGACCUCCUCCAGAUCAAUAACAAUCCUUGUUACUGGGGAGUUAUGGAUAAAUACGCAGCUGAAGCUCUACUAGAAGGAAAACCAGAGGGUACCUUUUUACUCCGAGACUCAGCACAGGAAGACUAUUUAUUCUCAGUUAGUUUUAGACGCUAUAGUCGUUCUCUUCAUGCUAGAAUUGAACAGUGGAAUCACAACUUUAGCUUUGAUGCACAUGAUCCUUGUGUCUUCCAUUCUCCUGAUAUUACUGGGCUCCUAGAACAUUAUAAGGACCCAAGUGCCUGUAUGUUCUUUGAACCACUUUUAUCCACUCCUUUAAUUCGGACUUUCCCCUUUUCCCUGCAGCAUAUAUGCAGAACAGUUAUUUGUAACUGUACAACUUAUGAUGGCAUUGAUGCCCUUCCAAUUCCUUCUUCUAUGAAGUUAUAUCUGAAGGAAUAUCACUAUAAAUCGAAAGUUAGAGUACUCAGGAUUGAUGCACCAGAACAACAGUGCUAGGCAAAGGGUAGGAAUAUGGGAAUUUAAUAUUUUAUUCUUAAUGCUACUUUGAAUUAUUCGACAAGGGCAGUUAGAGUCCAAAAUAAACCUCUACCCUAAAUUUUGCUUCCA
Molecule: messenger RNA, 2157 nt
Organism: Miniopterus natalensis
Lineage: Eukaryota; Metazoa; Chordata; Mammalia; Chiroptera; Miniopteridae
Source: RefSeq, a predicted model, not a curated record